Messenger RNA from Papilio polytes (common Mormon), 1394 nucleotides. RefSeq names its product methyltransferase-like protein 17, mitochondrial. Gene Ontology annotation, molecular function: methyltransferase activity; structural constituent of ribosome. Gene Ontology annotation, cellular component: mitochondrial small ribosomal subunit. Gene Ontology annotation, biological process: translation. The transcript has a single exon. Lineage: Eukaryota; Metazoa; Arthropoda; Insecta; Lepidoptera; Papilionidae. Bases 52 to 1377 code for a protein of 441 amino acids. The record is from RefSeq and is a predicted model, not a curated record.
GUCAAAGUCAAAUUGCAUAUUUUAUAGGUUAGAAUUAUAACAAACAAAACAAUGAUAAGAAAAAUAAAAUUACCAUAUUAUUAUUCGGUAUACGCGAAUUUUUCGACAAAAGUCGAGAUAGAUGCUAGACUUCGAGACAGCUUUGAAUCAAAGGAAUAUAAACCACGCAAUCAUCCUGGACGUACUAAAGUAAAAAUCGCUGCAAUUCCACCUGAUAUCCUAAAGGGUAUAAAAGUCAUAUUAGAAGAUACGGGCGCUAAAUCUCUUAUCCAAGAAAGCGAGAACCUAUACAACUAUCUCAGGUCAAGAAAACUACCUCCCGAAGAGAGCGAAAUCAAUGAGAAAGCGGCAAAUAUUCACAAAACAGUGUCACACAAAUUUUACUCACAAUUGACUAAAGAUAGGUCAGAAUUAUCUCAAGAAGAGAUUGAUAUGUGCGAAAAGAAAAUACAAACAUCAGUAUUUAACGUUUUAAAAAGAAAUGUAUACAGUUGGGCUAACAUUUCUUACGAUAAACCAACAUGUUUGCAAUAUUUAAUAUCAAGAGCUGCAGCUGAAUAUGCUAUCCUGGUACGUAUAUUUGACGAAAUAAAUAGAAAAAUACCGGAUUAUAAGCCACGAAGUUUCUUUGAUUUCGGUUCAGGUGUAGGAACUGGCACUUGGGCUGUCAACACAUACUGGAAAAAACAUAUUUUUGAAUACUUUUGUGUUGAUACAUCCUUACACAUGAAUGAUUUGUCACGUUUAAUACUCUGCGAAGGUAAAGAUAAUGUACCUUUACCAUUCAAAGCUUAUUUUCAAAGACAAUUUUUACCCGCAUCUACAGAUUUGAAGUACAACAUAGUGUUAUCAGCAUUUUCUUUAUUCGAAAUGCCAAACAUGAAGACGAGAUUGGAAACUGUACAGAAAUUAUGGAAUAAAACUGAAGAUUUUCUUAUAAUAGUUGAACAAGGGACUAAUGCUGGCUUUAAAAUUGUUAAUGAAGCUAGAGAGUUUGUUUUGAAUGGUACAAAUGUUGAAAAAGGUUAUGCAUUUGCACCCUGUCCUAACGAUAGCGUGUGCCCUAGAUAUCUAGAGCACGAAACUCCGUGUAACUUUCUAAUGAAGUAUGAAACAUUAAAAUUCCCUUCAAAAGUAGAAAUUCAAGCAGAUUUGUUUACGUAUGUAAUUUUAAGGAAAGGUGUACGUCCGACAGAUGAUUCACAAUGGCCUAGGAUUGUACGAGCUCCGAUAGUCCGUUCUAGACAUACAGUUUGUAGGUUAUGUACAGCGCAAGGAGAGUUAAAGGAAAUAAUCUUUUCUAAAGGCAAAUUUGAUACAACAACGUACAGAUGUGCGAGAUCCAGUAAUUGGGGUGAUUUAUUACCAGUUAAAUAAAAUGAUUCUCAUGUGAA